UGAAGGCAGGCCCUGGAGCUGGGAGAGGACGCAGCGCUGCACAGCCGGUCAUAUCGCUCGCCCGGGCCCACCGGCUGCAUGACUCACAGAGCAGGGAAAGCACUCAGGCGGCCUCUCACAACUACGUCUCCUUGGCCACCCACAGGAGGAUUUUAAAACCGCUUUGACAGGGUAUUCAGAUAGGGGGACGCGGCUUAGAAUCUAUGCACUUUUAGAAGAACCAGUGGAUGCUGACCCCUCAUCUUUUGGGUCACGACACGCUAGGCCGACCUGCCCCACUGCUCUCAAGAGACCCGCCGCCUGCGCGUCGCCAUGGAGCAGCCCGCCAGCAGCUGCAUGAGGAGCGCCCACGCGGGCGGCCCCAUCUGGGGGUGCGCGCGGAACCCGCACUCGGGGGUCCCAGGCGCAGGCCUGCCCCCCUACCAGCAGAUGCCCUUCUCCCUGCACCAGAAACCAGAAUUCCUGGCCUACACGGACUUCCCCGGCUCCUGCCUGGCGUCGGGGGCGUACCCCCGCGAGGAGCGGCUCUACGCUGAGCAGCACGGCGGGUACCAGCGGACGGACUGGCAGUUCCCCGGCGGAGAGCCCCAGAGCCGCGGGCAGGAGCCCUGCACGGGCGCAGCGGUGGGCGGUGCAGGGGGGGAGAUCGACAGCAUCGGGGGCGACAGGUUGCCCGGGGCUGUGGCCAGGUGUCUGGAGGGAGAGUACUCUACCCACAGCUCAAUACCCACAGAAACUGAGAAAAAGGCAUCAAAGCGGAAGAGAGAACUCGCAGAAAGCCAGGACUCCGGCUUCAAGGCAGACUCUGGCUGCAAGGCGCGGAAGGAGCGCACGGCCUUCACUAAGGAGCAGCUCCGGGAGCUGGAGGCGGAGUUCUCCCACCACAACUACCUAACCCGGCUGCGCCGCUACGAGAUCGCCGUCAACCUGGACCUCACCGAGCGGCAGGUGAAGGUGUGGUUCCAGAACCGAAGGAUGAAGUGGAAGAGAGUGAAAGGAGGACAGCCCGCCUCCCCCCACGACCUGGAGGCCGACGAGGUAGACUCCGCGGCCUCGCCCAGCUCAGAGUGAAUGAGCAGACCGUCCAUGCCGGCUGGACGCCUGCAGGUGCUCCACCCCAACACAAGAGCACACAACUGGACUUGUGCACAUCCGAGCGGGGCUCAGGGCACAGAGACUUCUGCAUCCAGCUGUGCCGGUUUAACACUUCUCCAGCAUGCUUUUCCAACAUGGAAUAAGGACAUAGGCUUGGGUGCUUGGAAGAGCUGGCAGAAUACUUCAGAUUCACUUCAAAGUGAGACAGACUUCCUGUGACACCUUCAGGGACAUCCCAGAACU
Molecule: messenger RNA, 1338 nt
Organism: Megalops cyprinoides (Indo-Pacific tarpon)
Lineage: Eukaryota; Metazoa; Chordata; Actinopteri; Elopiformes; Megalopidae
Product: homeobox protein MOX-1-like
Exons: 3
Coding region: 313-1071 (252 amino acids)
Biological process (GO): positive regulation of transcription by RNA polymerase II
Cellular component (GO): nucleus
Molecular function (GO): DNA-binding transcription factor activity, RNA polymerase II-specific; RNA polymerase II cis-regulatory region sequence-specific DNA binding
Source: RefSeq, a predicted model, not a curated record